CCCCUCUUCCCCUUAUAUACUCUCCCUUCAUUCGAACUCCCACUCUCACCUUCUCCGAGUAGAUACAGUCUGAUUCGAAGCUUUGAUCGUGCUGAUGGCCCCCGGAACUCUGACGGAGCUCGCAGGUGAGACCAAGCUCAACGCCAGGUUCGUUCGCGACGAGGACGAGCGUCCGAAGGUUGCCUACAACGAUUUCAGCGACGAGAUUCCGGUGAUAUCUCUCGCCGGUAUCGACGAUGUCGGCGGGAAGAGGGAUGGGAUCUGCCGGAAGAUCGUGGAGGCCUGUGAGAACUGGGGCAUCUUCCAGGUGGUUGAUCACGGCGUCGACUCCGAGCUCGUGGAUGAGAUGACUCGUCUGGCUCGCGAGUUCUUCGCCCUCUCUCCCGAGGAGAAGCUCCGCUUCGACAUGUCCGGAGGCAAGAAAGGCGGCUUUAUCGUCUCCAGUCACCUCCAGGGAGAGGCAGUGCAGGACUGGAGGGAGAUAGUGACGUACUUCUCGUACCCGGUGAGGAACAGAGACUAUUCGCGGUGGCCGGACAAGCCGGAGGGAUGGGUGAAGACAACGGAGGAGUACAGCGAGAAGCUGAUGGGAUUAGCAUGCAAGCUCUUGGAGGUGUUGUCGGAAGCGAUGGGGCUGGAGAAGGAGGCGCUGACGAAGGCGUGUGUGGAUAUGGACCAGAAAGUGGUGGUUAACUAUUACCCGAAAUGCCCUCAGCCGGACCUCACCCUCGGCCUCAAGCGCCACACUGACCCUGGAACUAUCACGCUCCUCCUUCAGGACCAGGUCGGCGGCUUGCAGGCCACCAGGGACGACGGCCGCACCUGGAUCACCGUUCAGCCCGUCCCCGGCGCCUUCGUCGUCAACCUCGGCGACCAUGGCCACUAUCUGAGCAACGGGAGGUUCAAGAACGCGGACCACCAGGCGGUGGUGAACUCGAACACGAGCAGACUGUCCAUAGCCACAUUCCAGAACCCGGCCCCAGACGCCACGGUCUACCCUCUCAGCAUCAGGGAUGGAGAGAAACCCAUCCUCGACGAACCCAUCACCUUCUCCGAGAUGUACCGUCGUAAGAUGGCCCGAGACCUCGAGCUCGCCCGCCUCAAGAAGCUCGCCAGGGAAAAACAGGCUCAAGACGAUGCCCAUGUCCACAAGGAUAAGCUUGAAGCCAAGCCUCUUGAUCAGAUCCUUGCUUAGCUUCCAUUCCUUUCAUGUUCCUUGGCCCUGUCAUCUCGUUACGUUUACUGCCAUAAAUGUCAUGAAGUAUGGACUGUAGAAGACGGACGACCCUCUUGUCGGCCAGUGGUAGCAUUAAUUAUUUGAAGAGUUUGGUUUUAUGAAAUUAAUUGCAUCAA
Messenger RNA from Tarenaya hassleriana, 1353 nucleotides. RefSeq names its product naringenin,2-oxoglutarate 3-dioxygenase. The transcript is spliced from 3 exons. The record is from RefSeq and is a predicted model, not a curated record. Bases 95 to 1195 code for a protein of 366 amino acids. Lineage: Eukaryota; Viridiplantae; Streptophyta; Magnoliopsida; Brassicales; Cleomaceae.